AUGGAGCAAGAAGGAACCAAUGGAACUUACAGUGAGAUUAAUGGCAGUAAUGAUACGAAGAAUAAUAAGGAGGAGCAGCAUGAUGUUCCAUUGAUGGCGUUAAACCAUGUUUCGAGAUUGUGUAGGUCGGUGAAAGAUUCAGUCGAUUUUUACACAAAAGUGCUCGGAUUUGUGCUAAUUCAGAGGCCACAAGCCUUCGAUUUCGACGGUGCCUGGCUCUUCAAUUAUGGUGUUGGGAUUCAUUUGGUGCAAGCUAAAGAUGAAGAUAGGUUGCCUCAUGAUCCUGACCAUCUGGACCCUAUGGAUAAUCAUAUCUCCUUUCAGUGUGAGGACAUGAAGGCAAUGGAGCUGAAGUUGAAAGAGUUCGACAUUAAGUGUAUCAAAAGAACAGUUGGUGAUGAAGAAGCAGGAGCCAUUGAUCAGCUAUUCUUCAACGACCCAGAUGGGUUCAUGAUCGAAAUAUGCAACUGCGAAAACGUGAAACUUGUUCCUCAACGUUCGAUUGGGAAAAUAAAGUUCCCGCCCGGUCGCCAUAACCCUCCUCUAGACCUGGAUUCCGAUGGUCUGGAGGCCUAG
This is a messenger RNA of Oldenlandia corymbosa var. corymbosa, 576 nucleotides long. NCBI's taxonomy places the organism in Eukaryota, Viridiplantae, Streptophyta, Magnoliopsida, Gentianales, Rubiaceae. The record is from the annotation of a GenBank genome assembly.